Messenger RNA from Esox lucius (northern pike), 3639 nucleotides. RefSeq names its product procollagen, type IX, alpha 2 (gene col9a2). The record is from RefSeq and is a predicted model, not a curated record. The coding region runs from base 313 to 2388 and encodes 691 amino acids. The transcript is spliced from 32 exons. NCBI's taxonomy places the organism in Eukaryota, Metazoa, Chordata, Actinopteri, Esociformes, Esocidae.
UGUUUCAGUGUGUGUGUGUGCGUGUGUGUGUGUGAGAGAGGAGGGGGGCUUUCAGGAGCUCCUGUGUUCACAGGGGCAGGCUGUAGGGCUGGGUUACACCUCUCUCAUUCCCUCCAUACAUCCAUCCCUCCAUCCAACCAUUCCUCAACACCAGUUUUCCUGUGUUGAAUUGGUGGGGCUGCGCACAUUGCCCCCAUCCCCCCGUGGACACCGUAGCUUUCCUGUUCCCUGCUGGAAGACGAGGACAGGGGAGAGAGGGUGAAAGCAAGAGACCAGAGGAUUUAGUUCUGAGAGGGACAGCAGAAGGGGAUCAUGGCUGGAGUCUCGGCGGUGUUGAAGAGCUGGGUCGUCCUGCAGGCUCUGUGCCUGGCUCUGGCCCAAGUGAGCGGUCCUCAAGGACCUCAGGGUCUCCCCGGCCCACCGGGCCCAUCUGGUACACCUGGGUCCGAUGGCAUGGAUGGACUGAAAGGACAACCUGGCACUCCUGGUCCCCCGGGUGAGAAGGGGGAUUCGGGUCAGUCGGGUCCAGAUGGACCUCCGGGAGAGAACGGCAUUGAUGGUCUGAUGGGAGCAAAGGGAGAUCGUGGUCCUAUUGGAAACCCGGGACCCAAGGGCCAGCCUGGACCUAGUGGUGAACCUGGUCCCACUGGACCUGGACUGCCUGGACUGGCGGGUAUCCCUGGCCCAAUCGGUCCUCCUGGUGAGAUUGGACAGACUGGACCGAAGGGCGUGUUUGGAAUACCUGGACCUCCAGGACUUCCGGGACCCCCAGGGAAACCAGGUCCUCCAGGGAAGUUCCUAGGAGGAGAGGAAGGCAGUGCAGACUUCCAGUGCCCAAUUAACUGCCCAGCAGGGCCCAAGGGCCCCCAGGGCCUGCAGGGGGUCAAGGGACACAAAGGUCGUGCCGGUGUGCUGGGAGAGCCUGGUAGCAUUGGAAAACUGGGUACAAAGGGAGAGGUCGGGAUCUCUGGAGAGCUGGGAAUCCCAGGACCCCCUGGUCCUAUGGGAUUGAGGGGGUACCCAGGAAUGGUGGGCCCUAAAGGAGAAGGGGGCCCUCGUGGUUACAAGGGCAUCAACGGACCAGUUGGCCAACCUGGGCCCCCAGGUGAGGAGGGACCCCAGGGUCCGCCUGGAGCAGCUGGGGACAAAGGGGAUUUGGGUAGCAGAGGUAUUCCAGGCCCACAGGGAACCGUCGGCAAGAAGGGGGAGAAUGGUCUGCCAGGCAUUGAUGGAAAGGAUGGUACUCCUGGCAUUCCUGGAAUUAAGGGUGCCCCAGGGCAGGCUGGUAGACCCGGGGGUCCUGGCCAUCAAGGAACAGCGGGUUUGCCCGGCAGCCCCGGAACCAAGGGUGGGCCAGGAGACAAGGGUGAGCCUGGUCCCAGAGGUCAUGUUGGAUUGUCUGGUGCCCCAGGACCUCAGGGUGAACCUGGUCUACCUGGUGAAGCUGGUAUGGUGGGCGUUCCUGGACCCAAGGGUGACAGGGGCCAGAGGGGUCCCGUUGGGCAGCAGGGCGUUGUCGGAAAGCCUGGGACCAAGGGUAUGAGAGGACCUACGGGAGUGCCGGGAGCUCAGGGCAUCUCAGGAACCAAGGGAGACAAGGGUUUCCAAGGAAAAGUUGGAGCGAAGGGAGACUUUGGUGAUCCCGGCGUAGAAGGCUUGGCUGGGGAGAAAGGAGAAAAGGGUUUGAGUGGUGAACCUGGACCCAAAGGACAGCAAGGAGUGAGGGGAGAGCCAGGGUUCAACGGCGUCACGGGGGACCAAGGUAAACCAGGAGACCAGGGACCCCCGGGACUACCUGGGCCUCGAGGAAUCAACGGGGAGAGAGGAGUACCAGGCAUGCCAGGCAUUGUGGGGGCUGCGGGACGAGAUGCAUCUGACCAGCACAUCAUUGAGGUGGUUCUUAAGAUGCUGCAAGAGCGUCUGGCAGCUGUAGCGGUGAGUGCCAAGCGUGCUGUCCUGGGCGGAGCUGGUGUAAUGGGUCCCCCCGGCCCUCCUGGACCCCCAGGAUCACCCGGUGCUCAGGGUCCACACGGGCUCAUUGGAGCACGCGGCAUCCCCGGCAUGAUCGGAGCCUCUGGGCAGAUUGGCAACACCGGACUAAAAGGAAAGAGAGGACCGAAAGGAGAUAGAGGAGAUCCUGGUAAACCCCAUCCUGGGCAGCCUGGACCCCCAGGAAUUCCAGGGCCCCCUGGUAUUGAUGGCGUGGCCCGAAAUGGCAAACCUGGUGAGCGAGGCCCCCAGGGUUCGGCAGGAGAGGCUGGUCGUCCUGGUAAGGCGGGCCCCACCGGUCUUCCAGGGUACUGUGAGGCCGCAGCGUGCCUGGCCGCCUCCGCUUACACCUCCCCCAGACUACAGGACUCCGCCAGGGUCAAGGGCCCGGGAGUCUAACCGGACACGUCUCCGUUCCGAGGCCCGACGACACCAGGGAUCAAGAGACAGGAGAGAGAGGGUGGAAUAGAGAGAGAGACCGCUCUCUUUCGAUUUGGAUACCAACGAGAGCAAGGGGGGGUGGGGGGGAUAAUACCGUGACCGACUGCCCCCCCCCGACCUCUUAACUGACGACCUUACGUUCCACUGUCUGGAGACUUUGUUUGCAAUAUAUACCACGCUCAUCCACCUUAAGUCGCCAUGACGACAGCCAUUCAUAGUGAAUUACAUCCCUCAGAAUGUACAGUCUCUGGUCUGGGAUUGGCAGAUGUCAAUGUCAGUCACAUCACCCUGCCCCCCCCCACCCCCCCCCCCCACAGAAGGAGAGAGAAUGAGACGUACAGUUGAGACUUCAGAAUCACAUCCGGUGACAUCGUUGAUGACAUCAGCAGAAACAGGCGUAGGCCCUGGACUAGGAGGAGCAGAUAAACUUUGAGUCCGAUGAUUGGUGCUUUUUCUUUUAUAUCAUGGUCAAUUGAAAUGGUAUUGUUCUAUAUUGGAAAUAUUAAUAUUGAAAACAUUUUUAAGCAGGAAAUGCAAGCAUAUACCGACCCCCCCACCCUAAAUAAAAAAACAAUUACAAGUGUACGCAAAAAAACUAAUAAAAGACUACAUGGAAAUCCACUCUCCAUACUGUACCUGUUUUGCUAACCCCUCACCAGUACGCUUUAGUGAAAUAGUGAACCCCCCAUUUUUUUCCUCAUGUACAUUGCAACCCCCCCACACUUUCGCCUCAUUUUAAUUUCAUUUGUAAUCUCUGCCUCUAGUUGCCUGGCAACAGCAUAUGCCAAUGGGCACUCCCAUUUAUGUCCCAUAAUUCAGUGCUGUAAAUCUUUGUAAAUGUUUGUUGAUUUUAUGUAGAGAAUAAAAGAGGGUGGGUUAGAAUAUGAACUGACCAAAACAGCUCCUGUGUUAAUUAACUAAAUCAGAAAUAAAGUUUGAAAUUACAAAUGACUGCCUUUUAAAAGUUACAGUAAUCUUUCUAUGCCACUGUCAUCUAUCAACUUCCACAGUCAAUCUAUGUCAGCAUUCUAACAACAAGGACUGAUUAUUUUAAUUAACACAAACUAUUAUUCUAUUUAUUGUUCUUUAUAAGAGUCAUUCUUUUUAAGAUUCACCUGUAAAGACUUAACAUUUGAUUUAUUUUCUUUCCUGGUUGUUCAGGUCAACCAACUCCAAACCAAUAAAGAGGAACGUUUUGUAAAAGCUGAA